Molecule: messenger RNA, 2295 nt
Organism: Planococcus citri (citrus mealybug)
Lineage: Eukaryota; Metazoa; Arthropoda; Insecta; Hemiptera; Pseudococcidae
Exons: 13
Coding region: 236-2146 (636 amino acids)
Cellular component (GO): cytosol
Molecular function (GO): aldose reductase (NADPH) activity
Source: RefSeq, a predicted model, not a curated record
GUUGUUGUGAAACCGCAGCGUGGUAUCAGUUUUUUAACCUGUUCGGCCUUGCAUUGUGCAAAACAUCUGCAGUUGUUAUCAGUUCACCCGAGUGCUUAGUUCAGGGUAAACUCAGUUCGUUGAUUUAUUCGAAAUAGAUGCAUGGUUGUAUUAUCAGCUCUGGCAUUCGUUAUUUCGCGCCGUUCGGAUCAAUACACGUUUUGCAUUUUGAUUGAAUUUUAUUAAUCGGUUAAUCAUGAUCACUGUAGUGCCCAAGAGUGUGAAAUUAAAUAAUGGUUUGGAAAUCCCGAAACUUGGUUUGGGUACUUAUCAAGGCCAAAGAUUGGAGGAUAUAAUCGAUUUUAGUAUCGAAGUUGGUUACAGACUGAUUGAUACAGCUUAUGUGUACCAAAAUGAGAAACAGAUCGGUAAUGCUUUGUAUAAGAAGCUGCAUCCAAAAAAAAGUAAAAGUAAAAGAGCUCAGCAGAUGGUUAAAAUCGAACGAGAUGAUUUGUUCAUCGUUAGUAAGUUGUGGAAUACGAAGCAUAGACCGAAGGAUGUGAUCCCAGCUAUAAAACAGUCACUGUCGGAUUUACAAUUGGAGUAUUUGGAUUUGUAUUUGGUUCAUUGGCCAUUCGCUGCCAAGCCGGCUGCGGAUGAAUUCGAGAUAUUUAAAUUGGAAGAAGACGAAGGUGUAACCUUGGAGGAGACUUGGCUCGCGAUGGAAGAAUGUGUCAAACAAGGUUUGACCAAAAGCAUCGGUUUCUCGAAUUUUAAUAGUGAGCAGAUUGACAGAAUUUUGAAAAUUUGUACCAUUAAGCCGGUUGUGAAUCAAGUGGAAGUUAAUCCUUACAUGAAUCAGAAAAAAUUAAUCGAGUUUUGUAAGCAGAGAGAUAUACACAUUAUGGCUUACAGCCCAUUUUAUGGUCUGAGUAAACUUGGUGGCGAAGGAUACGGAUUAAAUAUGUUCGAAGAACCGGCCAUCAAAGACUUGAGCGAAAAGUAUCGUAAAACCGAAGGACAAAUCAUACUCCGAUUCUUGGUACAACUUGGAACGAUCCCGAUCCCUAAAUCUGAUAAUCCGAGGAGAAUGCUGGAAAAUAUAAACAUAUUUGAUUUUGACCUGACAAGCGAAGAUAUGGCGAAAAUGGAGGCGAUAAAUAUGAAUUUGAGAUGUGUACCUAUGAGCUUAGUUUCCAUUCGCGUUGGAAUUCUAGUUUCUAAAAGGAUGAUUGCGAAAACCGAUGCUCUUUCUUUAUACGUUACUUCUGACGAUGAAGUUACGACGUUAACGUUUACCUUCGGUAAGGAAGUUGGGAAAUCUGUGCAAUUGGGAAUUGAUUUAGGAUACAGGCUCAUCGACACUGCGUUCAUGUAUCAGAAUGAGAAGCUCAUCGGUCAAGUUCUCGCUGACAAAUUUACAAAAGGUGAAAUCAAACGAGAAGAUGUGUUUAUCGUUAGUAAGUUGUGGAGUACGAAGUAUAAACCUCAGAAUGUAAUUCCCACGUUGAAAAGAUCAUUGACUGAUUUACAGCUCGAUUAUUUGGAUUUAUAUCUAAUGCAUAGUCCUAUAGCUGCUACGGCAGAAGACGAGUACGAAGUAUUUAAUUUAAUAGAAGAUAAUGAAGUCUCUCUAGAAGACACUUGGCUCGCUAUGGAAGAAUGUGUUAAGCAAGGCUACGCUAAAAAUAUCGGUGUAUCUAACUUCAAUAGUGUUCAAAUUGACAGAAUCUUGAAAAUAUGCUCUAUCAAACCUGUUGUCAAUCAGGUUGAAUGUAAUCCUUACAUAAAUCAGAAGAAACUGAUCGAGUUUUGUGAAGAAAGAGAUAUACUUAUCAUGGCAUUUAGUCCAUUUUAUGGCCUUAGCAAAACAGGCGGCGAAGACCACGGAUUAAAUAUGUUCGAAGAACCAAUCAUCAAGCAGCUCAGCGAAAAGUAUAACAAAUCUGCUGGGCAAAUUAUACUCAGAUUUUUGGUUCAGCUUGGCACUUUACCGAUACCGAAAUCUGAGAAUCCUGCUCGUUUGAAGGAAAAUCUUGAUAUUUUUGACUUCGUCAUUAGUGACGAAGAUGUAAUAAAAUUGGAAUCGUUGAAUCGAAAUUUACGAUGUUUACCUUUGAGCUCAUAUGCACAUUUCAAGGAGUAUCCAUUUACGAUCGAGUUUUGAUAUUGAAACCGAAGACUUCUAAUGAUCCAGAAUUAGGAUUUUUUCCCAGUUUUUGAAAGAUAGAAUAUUUUUCAGAGCAAAAAUAAUUCAUCAUUAUGUAUUUUUUGUACUGUUUAAUGAAUUAAAAGUUAAAACUUGUUUUUUGUGAA